Messenger RNA from Syngnathus acus (greater pipefish), 2096 nucleotides. Its product is annotated as transforming growth factor beta regulator 1-like. Gene Ontology annotation, biological process: regulation of cell cycle; regulation of DNA-templated transcription. Gene Ontology annotation, cellular component: nucleus. The record is from RefSeq and is a predicted model, not a curated record. NCBI's taxonomy places the organism in Eukaryota, Metazoa, Chordata, Actinopteri, Syngnathiformes, Syngnathidae.
CUGCUAGCACAGUUUAAUUUUGGAGUAGAAGACAAAGAAAUGCGGAAACGUCGGAGAAAUUCUUUGCAGCAAAUUGAUUGAAAAAGAAAGCUUAUUGGAAACAAAUGACUCUGAGACACAUUAUGUUUUUUGCUCCGAAACCGUAAGAGUUAACACCCCGCUUGCGUGAGUUUGCUACUCUCAGGUUCUUGCUAACGUUAGCCUUUUAGCUGCAUGUAAACAAUGAACUAAACAACUACUCUCAACGCACAGCACAAAAGCAUAAGUGUUAGUUCAUUCCCGAGAAAGAUGGAGUCACUCAACACAUUUGAGUCAGAGAUGGAGCCUGACGGGCAAGGGAGCUACUCUCUAUUUCCAUCUUUGGAUAGCAUCGCUGGUCUGUCUGGGACGGCUGAUACGCUGGAGAGUGAACCAUCCAGUGAAAUUUCAGAAAAGCCAAACCUCACCUGGCUUGAUGCUGCUCAGAUCGUUUUGGAGGAAGCUGGACAUCCCAUGCACAUUAAAGAGAUCAAGCAAAGAAUCAUUGACCGGGGGCUUGUUCAGUCCAAUGCAAAGUCAAGUCUGGAAGCUGUCAUGUAUCGCGAGACACAAAAAGGCAGCAAGAGAUUCAAGAGGAUUGAAAACAGAAAUGGAGUCUUUGCAUUGCUGACAGAUGUUGAGCGGCAGCAGGCCCUAAAGGCCUUCACAGCUCAGGCCUUCCUGGGCACACCGCAGCAGAACACCGUCUCUGCUUCGGGAUCCGGGGCCGCCCCUGCUGUUGCGCCUUUUCCGUCCCCUGCAAUCUCCUCAGAGAACAAAGCCAAGAUGAGGAGAGGUGCGCGGAAAAAAAUGAAUGAAAAGUAUCGGUUGAAGUACCUCCGACUACGCAAAGCAGCACGAGCCAUGAUAUUUGAAAACGCAGCUUUGCAUGACGAAGUUGCCCAUCUAGAAGAGAAAUUUUUAAGAGCCAAGGAAGAGCGCCAAUUGUUGCUGUUGCACUACCAGUCCCUGUCAGAGGGUGACUUCCUGCCCACGCCCAGCUCGACCACUCAUCCCGCCGUGCCGCCUCUCCCGGCGAGCUCCGGUCCCGGAGCACCACCCAGCCUGUGCGGGACGCACAUGCUCACAUCCGUGGCGUCGGCUGUGGACGAGGGGCAGCUUAAAAAACCCAAGAAGGAGCGCAAAGAGCGGGGCAGAGAGAAUGGAAAGGAUGAGCUUCCGAAGAAAAUGGCAAAGAAACGAAAACUGGCUGACGGUUCCCGUAAGCUUGUGCAACCCAUCCCGCUUGACUCCUGCGGUCGUCCCGUCUUCCCCAUCGUGUUGGGCGGCUUAACGUUGUACAGCUUGGGCGAGAUCAUCACGGACCGAAUGUUUUUCCAUGACGAAUGUGCCAUCUACCCGGUGGGCUUCUGCAGCACGCGGGUCUUUGCCAGCAUGAAAAACCCUGAGCUGCAGUGCCUCUACACAUGCCAAAUCAAAGAUGGAAGAAGCGGACCGCAGUUUGAGAUUGUACCUGAGGACGAUCCCCAGAAUGCCAUCGUGGCCUCCUCGGCCCUGACGUGCCACUCGAACCUACUCAAGGCCAUCGCGUCAGUCAGUUCCAAGGCUGUUGCCCCAAUUGUGCCAUCCGGAGCAGUUUUUGGCUUCUCGCAUCCCACCAUCCAGAAUCUCAUUCAAAGUUGUCCUGGCGCACGGAAGUGUAACAACUACCGAUGGAUACGUUUUGAAGUGUGUCGCCCGGGCGAUGGCCAGAAUCCUCACAGCCUGUCAGAGGACGACGCCUCCAUCAACUUUGAGGCCUAUCAGCGACACCGACGCUUUAGUGACAAGCUGGAGCAAAUCCCAGCACAGACAUUGCAUUGUUCUAGUGCGUCGCACCUGACCACCACAUCUGUGAAGCCGUUGACUUCCUACUUCAGCUCCUGAAUUUCGGUUCCUAAAAGGCUUUGAAGGUCAUAAGAAUUGACAAGACAAGGAUGACAAAUGCAGAAAACAUCAAUUGUUUAUUUUUGUGACUAGAAACCAGUCGCUCAAUAUUGACCUUUUUAUUCGUUCAAAUUGUGCAAAUGACAGUGACUUGUGUGGUAAAGUGUUCGUUUAAAUAAAAACAUGGACCU